This is a messenger RNA of Gopherus flavomarginatus (Mexican gopher tortoise), 3999 nucleotides long. It is a transcript of the gene KCNC2, whose product is annotated as potassium voltage-gated channel subfamily C member 2. Bases 114 to 2081 code for a protein of 655 amino acids. Lineage: Eukaryota; Metazoa; Chordata; Testudines; Testudinidae. Gene Ontology annotation, cellular component: voltage-gated potassium channel complex; dendrite membrane; axon. Gene Ontology annotation, molecular function: delayed rectifier potassium channel activity; protein binding. The record is from RefSeq and is a predicted model, not a curated record. Gene Ontology annotation, biological process: potassium ion transmembrane transport; protein homooligomerization. The transcript is spliced from 6 exons.
CUGAAAGCAGGGGAGGCAAGGACUGGUUUGUAGAAGGGGGUGUGGGAACGGCAGUGCUUUGAAUUCGUCAAGGAUACAGCGAAAGGACGACGAGUCAUGUCUGACCCAGAGAGAUGGGAAAGCUCGAGGAUAACGAGAGGGUGAUCCUCAACGUGGGGGGCACCCGGCACGAGACCUACCGGAGCACGCUGAAGACCCUGCCGGGGACCCGGCUGGCUCUGCUCGCCCGCGAGUCCCAGAGCGAGUCCUCUGGCGCGGAAGAGCAGCCGCCUCCGCCGCCGGCUCCCCCGCCGCCGCCGCCUCCCCCCAACGUGCCCCCGCAGGUGCCGGGCGGCUGCCCGGAGGCCAGCAGCGGCGACAGCCCCCGGAACUGCGGCGGCCCCAGCGAGUUCUUCUUCGACCGGCACCCGGGGGUCUUCGCCUAUGUGCUCAACUACUACCGCACCGGCAAGCUGCACUGCCCGGCCGACGUGUGCGGGCCGCUCUUCGAGGAGGAGCUCGCCUUCUGGGGCAUCGACGAGACCGACGUGGAGCCCUGCUGCUGGAUGACCUACCGCCAGCACCGCGACGCCGAGGAGGCGCUCGACAUCUUCGAGACCCCCGACCUCAUCAACGGCGAGCCGCCGCUCGACGGCGACGACGACGACCUGGCCGCCAAGAGGCUGGGCAUCGAGGACGUGGGGGCGGCGGCCGGGCCCCCCGACGGCGUGGGCGGGCGCUGGAGACGGCUGCAGCCCCGGGUGUGGGCGCUCUUCGAGGACCCCUACUCCUCCCGGGCCGCCAGGUUCAUUGCUUUUGCCUCUUUAUUCUUCAUCCUAGUUUCAAUCACAACCUUUUGUUUGGAAACCCAUGAGGCUUUCAAUACUAUUAUAAACAAAACUGAGCAUGCCAUCAAUGGCACAGAGGUGGUUCUACAGUAUGAAAUUGAAACAGAUCCUGCUCUGACAUAUGUGGAAGGAGUCUGUGUAGUGUGGUUUACAUUUGAAUUUUUAGUCCGUGUUGUUUUUUCACCCGAUAAACUUGAAUUCAUCAAAAAUCUCUUGAAUAUCAUUGACUUUGUGGCCAUUCUGCCCUUUUACCUAGAGGUGGGCUUAAGUGGCCUCUCCUCCAAAGCUGCUAAGGAUGUGCUUGGCUUCCUCAGGGUGGUGAGAUUUGUCAGAAUCCUGCGAAUCUUCAAACUCACCCGGCACUUUGUAGGCCUCAGAGUGCUGGGUCACACACUCCGAGCUAGCACCAAUGAGUUUUUGCUGCUGAUAAUAUUCCUGGCACUAGGUGUGUUGAUAUUUGCCACCAUGAUCUACUAUGCUGAACGAGUAGGGGCCAAGCCCAAUGACCCAUCUGCUAGUGAGCAUACACAGUUCAAAAAUAUCCCCAUUGGCUUCUGGUGGGCUGUGGUCACCAUGACGACCCUUGGGUAUGGGGACAUGUGCCCUCGGACUUGGUCAGGCAUGUUAGUGGGUGCUUUGUGUGCUCUCGCUGGGGUGCUGACCAUAGCCAUGCCCGUGCCUGUCAUUGUCAACAAUUUUGGAAUGUACUAUUCCCUGGCAAUGGCGAAGCAGAAACUUCCAAGAAAGAGGAAGAAGCACAUCCCUCCUGCUCCUCAGGUGAGCUCCCCUACCUUUUGCAAGACAGACUUGAAUAUGGCCUGCAACAGCACACAGGGAGAUGUCUGCCUGGGCAAAGACAACCGGCUGAUGGAACACAACAGAUCAGGUCCUGCUAAAGGCAUUCCAGAAGAGAUGAGGCUCUGUGUGACAGCGCAAAGAGAUAGUUCUAUGUUAUCAGGUGAAGACAGUGCAGGAAGUGAGCAGCCACUCUCACCUGGGGAAAGGCACCCACCAAUCAGACGCUCUAGUACCAGAGACAAAAACAGAAGAGGGGGAACAUGUUUCCUACUGACAACAGGUGAUUACACGUGUGCUACUGAUGGAGGGAUCAGGAAAGGAUACGAAAAAUCCCGAAGUUUAAACAACAUAGCUGGCUUGGCAGGCAAUGCUCUGAGACUGUCUCCAGUAACAUCACCCUACAGCUCACCUUGUCCUCUAAGACGCUCUCGAUCUCCCAUCCCAUCUAUCUUGUAAACCAGAUGGCAUCAAUCGGCUACAUAGCAUUAAUUCAAAUACUGUUUACCACAUUAUGGAAAUAAAUGUAGCAUUAAAUGUAGGUUCCAUAAAUACAAUAUAAAUUCUGCAUGAUAUAAAUGUCAGUAGUAAGAAAUGCCACUUGGAUAGCUGAAGAUUCCUAUCUUGGCUUUUAAGAUUGUCUAAAGUAGUGCUUCUCCUUUUAUCGACUAUAUUGUCCUACUUUACCAUGGCAAUAAAAGGACAGCUAGUCGACUCCAUUGGCCAGUAUAGUCAAUAAAUAAGUGUAUUUUCAGGGAGAUAUAUUUAAAACAAUGUGCUUCCAAAUGAUAAUCAAUCACUCCAUUGGACCUUCAUUACUUGUGACUCUAGCCCAUUCUGAAGAUGUCUGGAAUCUUGUCUUUGUCGCACACAAUGUGAUUUGGGUCUGAUCAUUUGCAUGGACCAUACUGUCUCCAUCACCUGACAGAAGUGUUACAGAUUCCCGGGACCAUAGAUGGCUCUGGAUGUGUGUCCUUGCAUUGUACCAUCCUGCUGAAAUGAAAGCACUGAUGAAAUGGUCUGUAUGUGGAAUUGUUUUUUGUUGUUUAACCUUUUACAUUUCUUUAAAUUAUUUGUUUUUAAAUGGUUUGAUUUCUUGAUUAACUUUGGUACUAGACUGCUGUAUCAGAGUUCUGAAUGUCUCCGGUUGUUUGCACACAGAUAACUGCAAAGAGGUUGUCAUUACUGGUUAUACGCAAGCUGAGGCCAGAUCUCUUUCUUAAUGGCAUGGGGAAGGCACAAAACAUGAAAGAAAGGUAAACACCAUCCAGGCUUGCAAUUUUAAGCUAGCAAGUGCUGCUUGGUACUGUAGUCAUUUUUCUACUCUAGGGUUCUUCAACAUUUUCAGAGGCAGAGAGCCAUGUAAAAGCAAGAAGAUUAUUGCUUUUAUCUGUAUAAAUAUAGGAGGAUGGUAGUUCUCAAAAGGGGUUUGACCAGUCUUAAAUAUGAUUCAUGAGCUUCAUAAAUUUCUUCUGUCAGUGUUUUUUUUUGAGGUGCUUUGUUCUAUAUAUUUUUUCGUCUGUCUGUUUUGCUACGUGUUUGUUGUAUUCUUCAUCUGUCUCCAUAAAGCACAGAAGUACCUUUAAAAUGUCCCCAUCUUUUAAGAUUAACUGUUGAGUACGUUUUCUCCUUUUCCCCCUUUUUGGUACAGACUAUACAUUUCAAGUGUAAUUAAUAUCCUUUAGCCUACCAAAUGUGGGAACUUUGAAGAUCUUUGAAAUGUGGGAUUUAGCAUUGAUUUUGCCAUUCUAACUGGUUGUCUACUGCAGCCGCAUCUAUCCUGCUACCUAGCAACCAACAUUCAUUACUGUAUUCAAACUGUAUCCCCUCCAGUGGCUUUUUUUUUUUCAAUUUAAAAAGCAAGAACCUGUUUACACAACAGUACAAAUGCAAUAGUAGAUUUGAUAUUUUGGGCUGGUGAGGGAAAAAGAACACCCAACAACAUAGUCUUAGGGAAGAAAAAAAAAAGCUAAACUAAAUCUUAAGAGAUCCUUGAGAUUGUUGAAUAAUCCUUGACUGUCAUAUGUUUAUAUAUUUUGUUAGGAAGAGAAAUAACUUAUUGUUGACCAUGUAAUAUAUUCUUCUGUAUAUAGCCUAGCUCUAUAGCAUGACCUGCAUGUCAGACUUCUUGUACUAUAAUAUAUUUAUCAAAGUAUACAUUUCUGAUAUUUAGAGAUGUACAAUGAUUUAGUUUUGGUAAAACAUUGCCAAUAGAGAGAGAUAAUUGCAAACAGCUUUUUAGCAAAGGAAUUAAUAUAAUAUCUGGUGCUGCUGUUAUAUUGACUACAGUGUUGUACAGAAUUUAUCAUGGAUUUUUGACUGCUGAAAAAGGGACAAUGGAAUUUAGCCAUACCAAGGACUGUACUGGAAAGAGACU